AUGCUCGGCACAACAGAGUUUCCAACCUCGCAAGUCAGUCCUUUAACAGUUCGAAAGAUACGAUCCUCCAAGAGCUCUAUUAAUCUUUCCCUUCCACAAUUACCACUACGUAUCCCCACUCCUGAAGGUUCAUCAUCAACAGAUGGCGCCCCUCACAUCUCAUACCUCGAGGGCUACUCGCCACCAACAACGCCUGCACUACUUGCUCGCUCUGCCUCAUAUACCUCAACUCGCAGGUUGGCUCAGCCAGAACUCCCAAAAUCUAAAUCGAGCACACACCUUCUAGCUGUCCGACAACUGCGGUCGGGUACCUCUACGCCCGGUCGAAGGAAGCUGCGACGAAGCACACGAAGGCUCGAGACAAGUCCAACACCGCCUUUCUUUUCCGACGAUCAAAAUGAUCCUGCUUGGAUCCUUCGAACAGGCGCCUCCAUGGCCAGCUCAGCUCGGGAAUCAAAGGGACAAGCAUGGCUCGUCUCACGGGCAAGCUCUACAAGCAUGACAAGACUUCGGGACGAUGAAUAUGAAGAAUAUGAAAAUGAAUACGCGUGGAGUCAAAGACACCAAAGUCAACGUGCGAGCUUGAGGGGAAGCGUGAUGGGAGAGAUGGAUCGUGAAGUCUCUCUAGCUGCUAUGAAACAUCUCAAUCUCAGACUAACAUCGGGUCAUGCGAGUCGCUCGGCUAGUCGCUUUGGAAGCAGAUGCCCGAGUCGAAAUCAGCUACCCCACACACCUCCUAUGACGGCCGAAUUUGAUGCAUACUUUGACUACAAAGACUUUACGCGCGAUGAUUUCUCUGGAGCAGAGCCAGACUUUGUGAAUGUUGACGAGACCUUUGAUGAUGAGACGGACAGAGAAGACGAGGCAGAAAUCAAGCGGCUGACGCGAGCCAAUACACAAGGAGUCGGAGGAUGGGUAAAGAAGAUGCUAGGAUGGAGAUCAUUUCCGACGGAAGAAGAGAGUGAAGAAAUAGAUGAUGAGUUAUUCAUGGAUAACAUGGAUGACGUGGAAAACAUGGAGCAUAUGGAAUAUACGGAAAAGAUCUAUGAAGUAGCAAAGUGCACGCUCGACCUUGAAGUACCAGCUCCGCCCAAAGACAGCGAGGCGAGCGUAUGGCAAGAUACCGUCUGGUUCCUACGAAUGGCUACAAACGUAUUACUCUGA
Blumeria graminis f. sp. triticale is the source of this 1164-nucleotide messenger RNA. NCBI's taxonomy places the organism in Eukaryota, Fungi, Ascomycota, Leotiomycetes, Helotiales, Erysiphaceae. The record is from the annotation of a GenBank genome assembly.